This is a messenger RNA of Emiliania huxleyi CCMP1516, 201 nucleotides long. RefSeq lists its product as hypothetical. The record is from RefSeq and is a predicted model, not a curated record. Lineage: Eukaryota; Haptophyta; Isochrysidales; Noelaerhabdaceae. The transcript has 2 exons. The coding region runs from base 1 to 201 and encodes 66 amino acids.
AUGAGGCUGCUGUCCGUGCUGCUCCUGUCGCUUGCGACCCUGUCAGCCGGCGCGGGCACCGCUGACCAGUGCCUCGAGCACGACUACGCCAUGAAAAACUAUAAAGACUGCUGUGCCAAGGGUGGCUACAAGGUGGAGGGCCGAGGGACGGUGUGCAAAGAGGUCGGGCCAAAGGUCAAGGCGAAGCGAGAGCUGCGCUGA